CAGUCCCCCCCAUCAGUGGUAUCAGACCUGCUGGUGCUGCUGGGGUCCACAGGCUCUCUCCUCCUCCCUCUCCCCUCUUGUAAUGGGGGGCUGCGUGCAGCGGUGAAGUCACAGUGAUGUCAUUUGAGGAGGUGAGGGAGUAGGGGGCAAGGUGAGCUGGUCUUGCAGUGAGUGGUGCCGCCCCCUCCACGGCAAGCGUUGUCUGUACAGAGGCGUGGAGCGGCGAAAGAUGGUCAUCGCCACCGGCACCAAUCCAAGUUGCGACGCCUUCUGUUCUCCACUUGUUCAGAUCUCGGGCCAUGGGGCCCUGAUCUACAUUGACCCAAAAACUCUAACCCUUCACAGCCAAUAUGCCAGAGGACAGAAGAUAAGAAGAGUUGCUUUUUCAGGGCAGGUAACUUUAACCAGGUGCCCCAAAGGUAAACUGGAUGGCCUUUGCGCAAAGGUGUCACUACAGCAUGCGCAGCGGGGCCAGGACGCACUGGACUUUGCCAGCAGUUAUUGUUUUGUGGACUUCUCUGUGGGCAAUCGCUUCCUCUUUUCCGAUCCCACACAGGACUAAUGCUACUUUGUUAGAAAGGAAGUGGGAGACCCUUUUCUCCCGCUCCUACCUGGGUAUAAAUGGGGACAGAUCGCAGCUGAACUGGCAGAGCGACUACUUGCAGGGCAUCAAAAGAGUGCGGCGGCUGUACUGCAACGUGGGCAUUGGGUUUCACCUGCAGGUGCUCCCUGAUGGCAGGAUAAGCGGUGUGCACAGUGAGAACCCAUACAGUCUGAUAGAGAUCUCCACCGUGGACCGAGGAGUGAUCAGUCUGUUCGGGGUGAGGAGUCAGCUGUUUGUCGCAAUGAACAGCAGAGGAAGGUUGUACGGAACGAGAGUCUUCAAAGACGAAUGCAAGUUCAAGGAGACGUUGCUGCCGAACAACUACAACGCCUACGAGUCUUUUGUUUACAAGGGCUUCUACAUCGGCCUGAGCAAGCACGGCCGCGUAAAGAGAGGCAACAAGGCGACCACGGCCAUGACUGUCACACAUUUCCUCCCGCGACUAUGAAGGAAGCUGACUAUUUCAUAGAAAUUUGCACAUGCGGAUGUUCCUCCAGGUAACAUAUAUGUAGAAAUGCAAAGGCCUGACAGACACAUCCAUGAACUGCGAAGGAAAAUACAAAUAUUUAUUCUGUUAUACAUAAAUAUUUAUGUGUAUAUUUGGAUAGGUGCGUUUGUAAAUGUAUGCCAAACUGAGCUGCUUAUUGUUAUUUUUUUUCUGGACAGGGUGAGUCAAAGCCUUUUUUCCCUGUUCCACCACAUUGGUGCUUGCUGUAACUGAACUACACACCACUUACUUUUCUGUGAUGGAGGAUGAGCUAUAUGCUGUGCUUUUAAGAGUGAAAUUAAUACUUUUUAUUACCUCAACGAACCACUUCACUAGAUGAAGGAAUGCAUGGACUUCUGCUCAAAUGUCUGUUUAUCGUUUUAUUCAAACCUUUAAAUGCUUGAUGGUUCACUGCUCAAUUAUUGAUGUCCAGCAGUGGAGAGGAGGAAAAUUAAAUGCACUACUUUUUUUCCUGCACGAUUUAAAGGUGCCUUGGUGUUCCCACUAGCUGGCCCCCGUUAAACUUCUGUGAAAGAGACACCCGGAGGAGUCAGAAAUAGGGCUGACACUCCAGAGAGGCCCUCAGAAAGGGGAAAAGGUGGGAUCGGCUAUCUCUGGUUUAUUUUCUUUUCUGUAAUUAGAUCGAUUAAGUAAUAAACAAUCUGUGGUUGAGACCAGAGAAUGGUCAGCCAUAGAGACUGGCACAAGGCCGUAUGUUUUACUGCGUAGCAUAUCCAGUAAGCAAACAGGGUGAAAAACCAUAUGUGCUGCCGCAUGGAGAAACUUUUUGGAUCGGACCUGGCUUGCUUCUGCACAAUUAUCGACUGAGUGGACAAAGGACACACAAAAGCUGCUGCACAAUGCCUUUGAAAGAGCCCCAGCAGUAGAGUGGGCUGCUGUUUUUGAAAUGCAAAGCUUUUAGCUGCUAUUAAAAGGAUGAAACAAAUGGAAAACAAUGUAAAUAGCUGCAAGUUUGAAAGACGAAUUUUUGUUGCACGAAAAUACAAAGGCUGCACAAGAAACCAGCAAUGAUGCUACUUAUCCAUUCGCUUUCUUUACAUUUUCUUUGGGAAUUUGGAAUAUUUUGAUGCUCUAGGUGUUUUUUUUUUUUGCAGUCUUUCCAUCUUUUCUGCAGUAGCACUGCAGUGGCACAUCGGUGAAUAGAGCUAGAGCUAAAACAGGUCUAAAUGCAAUUAUAGAUUAAUCAGUUUUUGUGCAUCGAAGACUAAAAGGAUAAUGCAGAUGAAAAAAUGGAUGCAAAGCUUAAGUUUUACUGCUAAUCCUCUACAUUAAGGGGGUAAAACGAUGGAGGAGUUUAGCUAUACUAGCAGCAGUUUGUUCAUGUUUUGCAGACUCACAAAAUGGGUAUUCUUGUUCAGUAUUCCAAAGAUAUUUUUCUUGCCUCGUUCUCUGAAUUCCCAAGACUCCUCUAGAGGGGAUCUACUUGUAGUUCCUGCAGCUGUUACCUGCUUCAUUCCUGUGCGACAGGAAGCAGGACUAUUUAAACCCAGGAAAGACGUGUGUGUGUGUGCAUGGAGUCCGCACGCUGUCUUUGUUUGUCAAACCACCGCCUCCUCUGCGGGAAUGUGGCUCUGUCAGGAUGACAGGGACGCUUCCCCACAUACCUGAACCCUUUGACGGGCCGCACUGUCCACCUCUGCCUGUUUGCUAACCCUAACCUUCACCCCCACAACUCACCCCCUGCAGGGUGGAACCUUUCAGAUUCCUGUUUUAACCUGUGAGCUUCUUCCUCGAAUAUUAGCCUUUUUUAGUUCAAGGUCAGAGUCGUUGAGCUGUCUUUGGUUCCACGCCUGUGGUCAGGGUGGUCUGUUGUUCACAACAGGAAUUUAAAUCAUCUUUUAUGUAUAAAGUGUAGAAGUACUUCUAUCCCUUUAUGUGAACUUUUCAACAAUAUCAGAUGAGAGAUCACCACAAAGUAGAGCUUAAUUGUAGAGUGGAAUGAAAACUGACAUCCAUUUGGCUCCCAUAAGAAAAUUAAGACAUUGAUGAUGCCUUUUUGUGUUAUAUUGGAGCUUAAUUCAUCUUUCCAUAAAUGCUAUCUGCCGAACAAACAUCCCCACAGCAAGAUCCUGCCACUACCAUGUCUUAUACUGUAAAUUAUAUGUUCAGUUAGUUUCCUGCUAAACUUAGUCAGAAAGCUAAACAUUUUCGUUCUUCCACGUGUUUCCUGUUCACUAAAACAUGCAAACAGAUUAUGUGUUUUUCUUUACACUGAAGCUUUCUUUUUGCAACUUAUCUCUAAGAUUUUCGACAUGGGUUGGUAGGUUUGUAGUUGUGUUGUAUUCUGUCCCUUUUCAGCUGAUGGAUUGCACAGAGCUCCAGGAGAUGUUUUUAAAACACUCAACACUUCCAUAAACUUCUCCAUAUCUUUAUGUCAGAACCCUGAGAUUAAGAUAAAAAAACAUACUACUAGCACUUUGGGCUGU
This is a messenger RNA of Cyprinodon tularosa, 3538 nucleotides long. Its product is annotated as fibroblast growth factor 6-like. NCBI's taxonomy places the organism in Eukaryota, Metazoa, Chordata, Actinopteri, Cyprinodontiformes, Cyprinodontidae. Gene Ontology annotation, molecular function: fibroblast growth factor receptor binding; growth factor activity. Bases 429 to 1052 code for a protein of 207 amino acids. The transcript has 3 exons. The record is from RefSeq and is a predicted model, not a curated record. Gene Ontology annotation, biological process: cell differentiation; positive regulation of protein phosphorylation; fibroblast growth factor receptor signaling pathway. Gene Ontology annotation, cellular component: cytoplasm.